Molecule: messenger RNA, 2664 nt
Organism: Ziziphus jujuba (common jujube)
Lineage: Eukaryota; Viridiplantae; Streptophyta; Magnoliopsida; Rosales; Rhamnaceae
Exons: 7
Coding region: 248-2275 (675 amino acids)
Source: RefSeq, a predicted model, not a curated record
UCUGCUGUCUCUCUCUGUUUCAUCCAAAAUUUUCCGAGAAAGUCACUAUAUAUAUAUAUAUAUUGAAGUAUAAGGAACCUAAAAAAAUUUCUUUUCUUUUCUUUUCUUCCCAGCCGAUCACCUUCAAAAAGUGUGUUUUCCGACACUGGUGAAUGGAGCAAGUUCCACUCCUCAUUUCUUCUUUCUAACCCUAAAUAUAACCACUUAAAACCCAAACCCCAAAAAAUCACCACCACCACCUGCAAAAAUGGACCCUCGCCGAGCUCCACGCACGGUGAUUGACCCGAAGGUUCGUCAAGUCGGGUUCUUUGCCCCACCCGGCCGCUCUCACUCCGCCCCACCGGAAAUUGUCUCCUCCUCAUCCUCUUCUUCCCCGCCGGUUUCCGACCUCUCCCCCUCCGGUAAUUCCCUCUCUCCUGUUAUGAUCCCCCCGCCACGUCACUCCUCCGACAACCGUCCCGUUCCCUUGCCUCCGGUUCCGGCCUCUCCCCUACGCCGAGACUCCAUUGUCUCCGGCAGCUACAACCCCUCCGACUUCUUCACCGCCACUUCGCCGACUGCCUCGUCUUACGUCAGCAGGAUGGUGGCGGUGGGUGAGGGUGAGGUCUCCGACGACGUCGCCGCCGUGCUAUCUCCCGGUCGGGGGUUGGCCAGGGGCAGUUUGGUAAAAGCGUUUGCAGCUCCUGCUGUCACUGGUGCGUCGUCGCUUCCCAGUGGGGGAUUCGAUCUGACGGCUGUGAAGGCGAGUAGCGUUCCAUUGAGUGGGUUAACAACCGUGUCUGUGGUUAAUUUACCUCCUGGUAUUGCUGAGUCUAAUGCAGAAAAAACUGGAGGAGGAUCAGUUGAAGUGCAAAAUGAUAUACCUGCCAGUUCAAAGCCACAGAAAGAGAAAAGCACGAAAGCUGAAAGGCGUGCCCUUCAAGAAGCUCAGCGAGCUGCAAAAGCUGCUGCUAAAGCUGAAGGAAGUAAGGGACCUGGUGCUGCUUCUGCAUCAGUAACUCAAGCAAAACCAGCUAAAUCCGCAAAGGCUCCUUCACAAAAGAAUGAGAAUGCUUCAGUUGUAGGUUCUGAGAAGAAGGGUGGGGAUCGUGCACAAGAAAAGGAUAGAAAGAAAGAUGUUCCUCAUCCACGGAUGCAAUAUGAUGACAAAAGUCGGGUGGAAAAGGCAAAAAGACGUGCAGUUGUAAAACAAACUGAGGCUAGAAAUAGAGUUGAGUUGUUCAGGCAUUUGCCUCAAUAUGAACAUGGAACUCAGCUUCCUGAUCUUCAGUCGAAGUUUUUUCAACUUGAUCCCAUGCAUCCUAAUGUCUACAAGGUUGGAUUACAGUAUUUGUCAGGAGAUAUAUCUGGUGGCAAUGCUCGAUGUGUUGCAAUGCUUCAGGCAUUCCGAGAAGCUAUUACAGACUAUUCAACACCUCCUGAAAAAACUCUUAGUAGAGAUUUGACUGCAAAAAUAAGUAGUUAUGUUUCAUUUAUAAAUGAGUGCAGGCCUCUGUCAAUCAGCAUGGGGAAUGCAAUUAGGUUCUUGAAAAGUCGAAUUGCCAAGUUACCUCUGAGCCUAUCUGAGUCAGAAGCAAAAGCAUCUCUUCAGUCAGAUAUUGAUCGUUUUAUAAGUGAGAAGAUCAUACUAGCAGACAAGGUGAUAGUCAAACAUGCUGUUACCAAAAUCAGAGAUGGUGAUGUUCUUCUUACAUAUGGAUCACCCUCUGCAGUUGAAAUGAUGCUAUUACAUGCUCAUGAGCUUGGCAAACAGUUUAGAGUUAUUGUAGUGGACUCUCGUCCAAAACUUGAAGGGCAACUUCUUCUCCGUAGGUUGGUGGGAAAGGGUCUCAACUGUACUUAUACUCAUAUAAAUGCUGUAUCUUAUAUCAUGCAUGAAGUCACUAGAGUUUUUUUAGGCGCUUCAUCAAUAUUAUCUAAUGGAACAGUGUACUCAAGGGUGGGGACUGCAUGUGUUGCUAUGGUUGCUCAUGCAUUCCGUGUACCAGUGUUGGUAUGUUGUGAGGCAUAUAAAUUUCACGAAAGAGUACAGCUUGAUUCAAUAUGCUCAAAUGAGCUCGGUGAUCCAGAGGCCAUUGCAAAGUUUCCUGGUCGAGAGGAAAACAAAGAUUUAAAUGAAUGGACCAAUAGUGAAAAUUUGCAACUUCUGAAUCUGAGUUAUGAUGCGACACCUUCAGAUUAUGUUUCAAUGAUAAUCACAGACUAUGGCAUGGUUCCACCUACGAGUGUGCCUGUCAUUGUGCGUGAAUAUAGAAGAGAGCACUUUUGGAUAUAAGUACUUGAGAUUUGGAAUUCGGAUCAUGGAUAGCUUCUCCCAAAUUUUGUGCACAAUGCUGAAAUCAAUGUCAGCAGCAGCAGAUAACAAUAAAAACUCGAGAGGUUUCGCAUUAGUUGAUAUCUUCUCUGGUUAUUCACCCUUCUAGAAUAAUGCUAUCCACUAGCUAUUGAAGUUCUGGAAUUGUAUUUGUCACCUGACUCAGUGUAGAGUGCGAAAUUUUCGCCUCUCCGGGCAGAUUUUGUGAUGCAUUCUUGCAUGUUGUAACAAUUUUUUUUGUUUCUUUUUAUUUUUUUGGUUCCGUGGAUUGCAGAUGGCAUUUUUGAAGUUGGCCAAAUUUUGUUCCAAAAGAUUUGCAGCUUUAAUCGAGUUCUAUUUUAAUGUCUUUC